Molecule: messenger RNA, 735 nt
Organism: Zychaea mexicana
Lineage: Eukaryota; Fungi; Mucoromycota; Mucoromycetes; Mucorales; Lichtheimiaceae
Product: tyrosine phosphatase-like protein
Exons: 4
Coding region: 1-735 (244 amino acids)
Biological process (GO): fatty acid elongation; sphingolipid biosynthetic process; very long-chain fatty acid biosynthetic process
Cellular component (GO): endoplasmic reticulum membrane
Molecular function (GO): 3-hydroxyacyl-CoA dehydratase activity
Source: RefSeq, a predicted model, not a curated record
AUGCCUCAAGUUGCAUAUACGAAAUCGCCAGAACAAUUGGCGGCAGCUUCAAAAGCUGGCAAUGCUAGUCGACCACGUGAAUUUAGUUCAGCCAGUCAACUCAUCCUUUUCUUUUACUUGCUUGGCUACAACAAUGUCAGUUUUAUGGGCUGGUUCUGGGUCAUGUAUGGAACCUUCUUCAGAAUUGCAAUAACCCGCUUUCAAUUUCAUGACGUCCAUGAAGUGGUUUGGGACGCCUUGAUCAUUAUUCAGUCCAGUGCUUUUAUCGAGAUUAUCAACUCUGCUUUUGGAUUCGUACGCGCACCUGUUAUGACCACGGCUAUGCAGGUUGCAUCCCGAUUGUUCUUGGUCUGGGGCGUCAACUAUAUCUUUCCCGAAGUUCAAUCACAUUGGGCUUUUAGCACCAUGAUGAUCGCGUGGUCCGUCACCGAGUGUAUCCGUUAUUCGUACUAUACCUUGAACCUCAUUGGUCAAGUCCCCAAGUUUUUGACCUGGGCACGCUAUAACUUCUUUUUGGUGUUGUAUCCAUUGGGCGUAGGAUCCGAGUUAAUGAUGGUUUAUCAAGCAUUGCCGUAUGCUUACGAAUGGAACCCUUACUACUACUACUUCAUGAUCGUUGUUGCUCUCGUCUAUCUUCCAGGUUUCCCUGUUUUAUUCAUGCAUAUGCUUGCGCAACGUAAAAAGUAUCUCAAGGGCACUUAUAUGGUUGCCGAAAAGAAGCAGCACAAGGACUAA